CACAUCCGUUGCGGAAAUGGGAGUUAGAUAGUGUUCCAAAUCGAAGAUAACUCAGACUUGUUUUGUUAGUUUUAACAUAGCUUAUGAUUAAUGUCUAAAAUAUUUGUUUGAACAUUCAACGUAAGCUAGUACUUAAAAUUGUAUGAAUAUUUUGCAAAAACCAAAGAUUAAUUUAUUAACGUUUUAGACACAAAAGUUUCCAGAUACCAUAACAAAGUUCAAUUGUUUUUGCACCUUAUAUUUUACAUUACGUUUUUGUGUUUAAAUUAUAAUAGCUAACCUAGUAAUAGUAUUAAUAUUACUAUAUAGUAUAACUUUAAACUAGCAUUACCUAAUCUAAAUAACAUUGACAUAGCUUUAUUACGCCUGAAUCUGAUAAAAUGGCGUUUCAACCAAAUAAACGACAGUCGCCGGACAAUAAGCAUUCGUCGUUGUUGUCACCCGAGGAAAAUAGAUUGGUAUUUACUCUUCUUGGGAAAAGAUGCACAACAUUGGCUACAACUGUCGUCCAAGUGUUUCUGACUGAACCUCCUCUUCAUUCUCGAUGGUCUAAGCACUACUGUGGUGUGGUCUGUUUUGUAAAAGAUAAUUCCAAAAGAUCAUACUUCAUCAGGGUGUUUGAUAUGGAUAAGAAGAAGGGUGUUUGGGAACAAGAACUUUACCAACAAAUAGUUUAUAAGUCACCUAAGCCUUUUUUUCACACCUUUGAAGCUGAUAGUUGUCAAGCUGGUUUGAAUUUUGCUGAUGAAACAGAAGCAAGUUUUUUUAAAAAAGUUGUUGAUGAAAAAAUUCAGGCUCGUCAGCAACGACGAUUGGAAAGAAAACGAGCACAAAAUAAUGCAGUUCAGCCUACUCAGAUGGGAAUCACACUUACAGUUCAACAAGGAUAUGAAAAGUCAGAUGCAUUUUCUGGAAAGUCAAAAAAGGGUAAAAAAAAUGGAAGGAAAUCUAAGAUCACAAAGUCUGAUAUUGGACUCCCUACCAAUUUCAUACAUAUUCAGCACAUUGGUUUCGAUCCUAGUACCGGGUUUGAUCUAGAUGGUAAUGUCGACGAAAAUCUUAAGGAAUUCUUCAGUAUAGCUGGAGUUUCAGAAAAGGAUCUUCAAGACAAUGAUACACGUACAUUUAUCUAUGACUUCAUCGAAAAACAUGGUGGCAUAGAUGCAGUUCGAGCUGUCAACCAACCUAAUCCACCGUCAAGUGUACCCCCUCCUGUUCCUGCACGGGAUCCAUCAAGCACACCAACUCUAUCUAGACCACCAGCUCCACCAGUUCUGUCAAGUAACUCCCUAACUCCGUCUAUGCACUCUGUUACCUCCUCUCCUUCUCUUACUAGAAGUAUGGGAGCACCCCCUCCACCACCAAGCAGAACACCAUCAGGCCCCAAACCUCCUCCAGCUAUAUCCAAACCUCCACCUCUUCCAAGUUCUGCUCCUCCUCCUCCAAGUUCUGCUCCCCCUCCACCCCCAUCCUUAGCUGCAGCUCCUCCACCACCCCCUCCUCCACCACCACCACCCCCUCCUCCUCCAAGCCUUCCGAUCAAUGGUACACAUGAAGGAGGUGGUAGACUACCCCAAUCUAGUGACUCUCGAAAUGCCCUUUUAGAUGAGAUAAAGAAAGGAAAAAGUUUACAGCAUGUCGACAGUGAUUCAGAGUCUGCGAAGAGUAGCAGUAAUAGUCGAGGUGCUUUGUUGGAUCAAAUCAGACAGGGUAUUGAACUGAAAUCCGUUACCGAACAACCAAAAUCUAGUUCUUCUCCGUCAAUUCCACUGGAAGGUCUUGCAGGAGCUUUGGCUCGAGCCUUACAUGAGAGAUCAAGGGCAAUUCACCAAACAGAUGAAAGUGAUAGUGAUGAAGAUGAAGAGGAGGAGGAUGAUGAUGAAUGGGAUUGCUAAGAGGUCUCUAUUUUUCCCCUUUGUUAAGAAACAGAUUUUCUUGUAUCAGGGUUCUAUCUGUAUACUCAGUUAGUAUUAUCCUAAAAAAAAAAAACUAUUUUUAUUUGGAAUGUUGAUAUAUUCAGAGUGUAUGGAUCAAUUGGAAGCUAUCUGUGUUAAGAGCAAAAGUUUAACCUUGUAUUUUUUUAAAGAAGGAAAUUUGAUUGUAUCGUAAAAGAAAAGUGUUUAAUCCUCGUGGCAUAACAUUAAAAAUUACUGGCCUGAAAUAUUCGGUAAAUAAAUUAGUAAUUUGCACGCUGAGGAGCCAAUUACAGUAAAGCUCCUGAAAAGAAAGGUUUCAACACAAAGUUAAUUUAUAUUGAGUUAUAAAGUAAAGUGUAUAUCAUAAUGUAAGCCUUGUAAAGUAAGCUGUAUAUCGUAAUGUAAGCUUUGUAAAGUUAAUUGUAUAUUGUAAUGUAAGCUAGUUAUCUUUGUGUAAGUAAUGCUUACUAUUUUCAAUAUUUGAGUGCCUGUCUGAGUUACUUAAGAUUAAUCAUGAGUUUAUAAAACAAAAUGACAUUUUCUAAAGCUCUAAUGUAUGAAAAAAGAUUAAUAUAGUUUCUGUUUUAUUUCGGCAAAAUUAGUCGGAUAGGAAACAGGUUGUGGUUUUGUUUUUAUUAUUUAAGGACAAAACACUGUAGCUAAUUAAAACUAGAUAAACUUCUUGAUGAUGUUUAAUAGUAGAUGUUACAAUGUACGUGAUUUUAAUUAUAAAGACACACUGUUGUCUAAAAUAUUGUAUUACCAGAACUUUGCUGAGAAGAGUUUCUAUAUCCUUGUUGAAACUUUGAGAAAUGUUCUCGAUUAUUGCUUUUACACCAGCAUUUAGUGACCUUGUGUUCUAUUAAUGUCCAUAUUGUGCAAAAAAACAUUGAAAAAUGUAUUUUUAUCCCAUGGCUUUCAUGUGUUUUAUAUGCACUUGAAACUGUUAAUCUGUAAUAUUUCUUUACUGAAAAUUAAAUGAGGUUAAUUGUGCACCAUUGAAGAAACACACAUCAUUAGGUGCACAGUGUGUAGAGGAAAUGCAUUAGUUUUAUUAUAAAGAAAUAACUACAAGAAAUUUGCUUUAGAUCUUUUUUUUUCUUUUUCCAUUUACCAUUUGUACUGUUUUCAGUCUUGUUGAGCAUAAGUAAUGUGGUAUACAUAUUUAUUAACGAAAACAACCAGAAUAUGUCGUAGCUAAUGUGUGGUAGAUGGAAGUGGACUGUUAAAUAUUAAUAGAUUGUGUACUAGUAGUAUGUAGUAAUAAAAAUUAAAUCCAGAUCAUAAGUAAUUAACCUGUGACAUCAGCAAAAUAGACAAUAAAAAAUAAUGUGUGAAUCUUGUGAGGAGUACUGUGUGCAGUGGUCUGGUAGAGAAUAUUAAAAGUUACACUUGUCUAUUAUCUAAUAGUAUGAUUAUUAUGUAUCAGAAAACAAGGUAUGAUAAGAUUCUAGAUCGCAAAGCAAGAUAUGAUAAUUCUAGAUUUCAAAGCAAAGUAUGAUAAGAUUCUAGAUCACAAAGCAAGUUAUGGUGAAACUCUAGAUUUCAAAGCAAGGUAUGAUAAGAUUCUAGAUCGCAAAGCAAGUUAUGGUAAAACUCUAGAUCGUAAAACAAAAUAUGAUAAUUCUAGAUUUCAAAGCAAGGUAUGAUAAGAUUCUAGAUCACAAAGCAAGUUAUGGUAAAAGUCUAGAUUGCAUGUUAACACCUAUACUUAAUUAUAAAAACAAAAUGCUAUCAAUAUAAUGUUAUCCAUUUUCAACACAUAUUCAGACAUUCCUUUUUGUGGUUGUGCUCUUCCUAUGGUAUAUUAGUAAUAGCUGCAUGUUUGUUAGUUAGUUAGUCACACCUGGUUUCUUUGUGGGAAUAAGGUAUGCAGGUUAUGAGAGGUAUACUUCAGUAAUAAAUGUGCAUAUGUAUUUUUUAUCACACUAAAAGAUAUUUAAUAGCAAUAAGAGUUAGGUGAGGUAUGGAAAUUUCUUUGAUAAAUAUGUGACACUCUAUUAAUACAAUAUCGUGUGUUAAGACACCUGUGUCUGUGCGACAGUUCUGUCACAUGGAUACCAAGAUGUGUGUUGAUCUUAUUUUCUAAGAAAUUUGUGUAUGUGUGACAGCCUUGUCAUAUGGUUACCAAGAGGUGAUAUGAUCUUGUGGUAUAUAAAACACCUGUAUGUGUGUGACAGUUUUAUCAUAUGGAUGUCAAGACAUUAUAUGAUCUUAUGGUAUAAGGUACCUGUUUAUGUGUGACAGUUUUAUCAUGUGGAUACCAAUAUAUUAUAUGAUAUUGUGGUAUAAGACACCUGUAUAUGUGUGACAGUUUUAUCAUGUGGGUACCAAUAUAUUAUAUGAUAUUGUGGUAUAAGACACCUGUAUAUGUGUGACAGUUUUAUCAUGUGGAUACCAAUAUAUUAUAUGAUCUUGUGGUAUAAGGUACCUGUUUAUGUGUGACAGUUUUAUCAUGUGGAUACCAAUAUAUUAUAUGAUAUUGUGGUAUAAGACACCUGUAUAUGUGUGACAGUUUUAUCAUAUGGAUACCAAUAUAUUAUAUGAUCUUGUGGUAUAAGACACCUGUAUAUGUGUGACAGUUUUAUCAUAUGGAUACCAAUAUAUUAUAUGAUCUUGUGGUAUAAGACACCUGUAUAUGUGUGACAGUUUUAUCAUAUGGAUACCAAUAUAUUAUAUGAUCUUGUGGUAUAAGACACCUGUAUAUGUGUGACAGUGU
Messenger RNA from Limulus polyphemus (Atlantic horseshoe crab), 4635 nucleotides. Its product is annotated as neural Wiskott-Aldrich syndrome protein-like. Gene Ontology annotation, biological process: actin filament organization; regulation of Rho protein signal transduction. Gene Ontology annotation, molecular function: small GTPase binding; actin binding. Bases 381 to 1895 code for a protein of 504 amino acids. NCBI's taxonomy places the organism in Eukaryota, Metazoa, Arthropoda, Merostomata, Xiphosura, Limulidae. The transcript is spliced from 12 exons. The record is from RefSeq and is a predicted model, not a curated record.